This is a messenger RNA of Anarrhichthys ocellatus (wolf-eel), 1548 nucleotides long. It is a transcript of the gene palm1a, whose product is annotated as paralemmin 1a. The record is from RefSeq and is a predicted model, not a curated record. Gene Ontology annotation, biological process: regulation of cell shape. The coding region runs from base 1 to 1035 and encodes 344 amino acids. The transcript is spliced from 7 exons. Lineage: Eukaryota; Metazoa; Chordata; Actinopteri; Perciformes; Anarhichadidae. Gene Ontology annotation, cellular component: membrane.
AUGGGAACAGACACAAACUCAUCAAAAUUCUCUCCAGCUCUGGUUCUCUCAAUCAUUGUACUUCCUGUUCAGUCGAAGGCUCUGAGGGAGCGCUGGCUGCUGGACGGAGCGCCCUCUGCUGGACCGGAGCAGGAUGCAGUGAGGAGACAACUGGAGCAGGACGAGGCCAAGACCAGGAGCCUGGAGGAGACCAUCAACAGGUUAGAGGACGAACUGCUGAGUCUGGAAGGUGGAGGCGUAACACACACAGCUGUGUCAUCAGGAUCAGAUAAAGAGGUGAAAGUUCACAAAAGCCCUGGAAUGAACAAAGAGAGAGAAGCGACAGACGAGAUGAAGAGAGCCAUGUACUCAGUGGAGAUCACAGUGGAACGUGACAGACUGACGGGAGAAACCAGAGUUUUGUCCACUAACACCUCACUUCCUGUUGACUUUUCUCACCAAGGAGUGAAAGUGUACGAGGACGAGAGGAAAGUGGUCCACGAGAUGAACGGUGAAGAUGGAGUCCAGCCACUGAGCUUCUCUGAGGUGGAGGAGCUCCUCCACAAAGCCGACGAGGCCUCAAUGAUGUCACAGACCGACGCCACAGUGACCACCCCCCCGACAGCGGAGGUCCAGGAGGAGGCACGUCACGAGAUCACCGGUCUGGAGACAAAACCAGGCGGAGAGCCGAGCGGAGAACCGAUCCUCGCCGAGGCCAGCGCGGAGAACCCCGUCACCAUGGUGUUCAUGGGGUACCAGAGCGUGGAGGACGAGGACCAGACCAAGAAGGUUCUGGGUCUAAACGGGACCGUGAAGGCCGAGCUGGUGCUGAUCCACAACGGGAGAACCUCACCGGCUUCACCUCCACCCGCCUCCCCGGAGAAGGUGAAGGGAGGAGCGAAGGAGGUGAAGGGAGCAGCGAAGGAGGUGAAGGGAGCAGCGGAAGAGGUGAAGGGAGCAGCGGAAGAGGUGAAGGGAGCAGCGGAAGAGGUGAAGGGAGCAGCGGAAGAGGUGAAGAAGGAGAAGCAGCCGUGUAAGUGCUGCAGCAUCAUGUGAUCCUGCAGAAGGGCGCCUCUUCAAAAUAUAAUCACACUAAAAUAAAAAGAACUUUAAAGGGCAAAAACCACAGGAAGUAAAACUCACUGCCCUAAGCCCCACCCCUAAGCCCUGCUUCUAAAAACAUGACAUCAUUUCCUGUUUCUUCAUUCUCUUGUUUUAUAAAAGCUCUCUUUACUUUUUUCUAUUUUCUUGAAGCCUUUUUACUUUUGUACUCAUGUUUCCAGCUGCGAUGUCUAGAUGAGUCUGAUUAGCUUAGCAUUAGCUUGUAGCAUUAGCAUUAACCUCCUCUCUCUAUGAGCUCAUCGAUAGAAAUUAAUUCAUUUUUGAGUAUUUAUUUAAUUUUGUAUGUUUCUCCUGUUGAGUUUUAUAAAAGAGAAAAUAAACAACAACAAACGGAUUCUGUGUUUGUUUCUGUUUCACCUCCAUCACCUCUAUAACCUAUCAACUCUAUCACCUCCAUCACCUCCACAGUGGUGAAUAGUAACGAAGUAGAAACACUUCGUUACUCUA